ACAUAUGGAUGACGUGUACCAUCUGAUAUUGCUGUCAUGUUCCCAUUGACAUUUGUAUAUAGGUUAUGCGUUACUGACUUAUAAGCUUUAAAAAUCUGAAUUCGCGAUGAGCGAGAAAAACAUUAAUUCCGCUUUAGUGCGGCGAGUUAAUAAAUUAUUGGAAUCUAGAAUAGAACACGAUAAGGACACGUUAGAAGCUUUGAAAGAGCUGUCGACGUUUUUCACUGAAAACACAUUGAACUCUCGCCGAAACUUGCGUAGCAAAAUAGAGAGAAGGAGUCUGGCAAUAAAUGAAGAAUUUUUGGCUGCCUUUAAGGAGGUGAAGGCUUCCUUGGAUGACGUUUAUCAGGAUGUUUUAGCAAUGAAUACAGCUGUACAAUCUAUGACUAAUCGCUUGCAAGUUACGAAAGCUCAAACGUCACAGCUUAUAGAACAAACAACAAAGCUCCAGAAUGAAAGUCAAAUAUUAUCCAUACAACAGGAAGUUGCGAAUGCAUUUAUAAAAAAUUUCCAAUUGACUCCAUCAGAAUUGACCAUUUUGCAUGGGUCAGCUAGAGAGUCGCCCAUAACAGAGGAAUUUUUUUCUGUAGUUAAUAAAGUACAGGAUAUUCAUGGCAAAUGUAGAGUGCUUAUGCAGUCUGGUUAUCAGACUUUGGCUCUGGACAUAAUGCAAAGAAUGACACUAUUGCAAGAAGCAGCUCUUGAAAGACUAUAUCGAUGGACACAAACUCAUUGUAAAAAUGUAGAAAAUGAAUGUUUGGCGCCAUUACUUGUUAAAGCUAUGAGUAAACUUCAAGAUAGACCAGUAUUAUUUAAAUAUAUUCUAGAUGAAUAUUGUGCAACUAAAAGAACCGCCUUAGUGGGAUCUUUCAUAGAUGCAUUAACAUUAGGAGAAGGCUUUGGUGGAACACCUAAUCCUAUAGAGAUGCAUGCUAAUGAUCCUAAGCGAUAUAUCGGUGAUAUGCUCGCUUGGUUGCAUCAAGUAAUUCCUGUAGAGAAAGAGAACAUUCUUACCUUAGUGAAAAACUGUGAUAAAACAGAUGUGUCAGAUCAGGUGAAACAAGUGUUAAGCAACAUCACAGAAGGAUUAUGUCAUCCUUUAAAGUCGAGAAUAGAGUAUGUUAUAUCUACAGAGGCACCAGCAACAGUAUUAUACUCAGUCACGACUUUAAUUAGGUUUUACCACGCCAUUAUUGAACAAAUCAUACCCGAUAGUGUUUUAGAUCAAACACUGUCAGAUUUAUUGGCCUUGAGCGAGAAAAGCUUUCUGAGCAGGUUGCAAAGAGAAACGAGAAUCGCUCUUGGAGAGCGCGCAGAACCUCCUGGAAGUGAUUUAAUUCCUGCUCCAUCUGUUUCUAGAUUGUUAUCGCUUCUAAAUGAAAUAUUGUCUGUUGCCAGUAUAGCUGAAGAUAGGGAAAAGGACAUGCUACAAAUUGUGUCGUGUAUUAUUGACCCAUUACUUCAAGAAGUUAAUGAAACAGCGUCUAGAUUACCAACAGUGGAUAUGGCUGUUUAUCUUCUCAAUUGCAUGCAUCAGAUACAAUCGACGCUAGCAUUGUACGAAUACAUGGAUCAGAGAUUAGAAAGGUUACAGGCACAAUCAGAUGCGCAAAUCGACACGCUUACAUCAGAACAGGCUAGUUCAUUGGUAGCGCACUUGAAUCUUGGUUCGAUUUAUACUAUUUUGCAAGGACGUGAGCAGGGACCACUCUCAUCCAUACCUGGCAUGGAUGCCCUCAGUGUGAAAGAAUUCACUAAUAAAUUAGAGGCGUUCCUGGUAAUGCCGGAUGUCUUGCUACUGCCACAAAUAAGUUUAUUACAAAGCAACAAUCAUCGUACGAUUACUCAGAAGCGAUCGUUUGAAGUAAUUGGAGCUAUAUAUAAACAAUUGUACGAUUCCUGUCACAAUCCGAAAAAUUUGUAUCAAAAUCCUAGCAGCCUCUUUUCCAGAACACCCGAAGAACUUCUCCAGACAUUAAUUUCUCAAUAAGUGUGUAUUUUUCUUACAGACCUUCAAAGAUGUACACACUACAUGUAUACAAUUAGACGAUAAUAAAUCGUAUUAAAAAAUGAA
Molecule: messenger RNA, 2074 nt
Organism: Camponotus floridanus (Florida carpenter ant)
Lineage: Eukaryota; Metazoa; Arthropoda; Insecta; Hymenoptera; Formicidae
Gene: Cog6
Product: conserved oligomeric Golgi complex subunit 6
Exons: 9
Coding region: 107-1990 (627 amino acids)
Biological process (GO): intra-Golgi vesicle-mediated transport
Cellular component (GO): COG complex
Source: RefSeq, a predicted model, not a curated record